UGUCAUAGUUACGAAAAUCCGCUUUGUCUUGGAUGAUCAAGUGUCACUGUAGCACCGAUUGUGAAUGUGUAGUGUACACGAGGGAGAAUACAUAGCAUAGCAGAUUAAUAAUCUUCGUUUUAGACAUUACGAGUAACUUUCUUACCAGAAAAUCGCAGAGAGAGAAACCAUGGGGUUGGACUCGUUGGGUGAUCUCGAGCUUAACAUAAUCCUAAGCAACUUAGGAGCUGAAGACACCGCCAGAGCUUCUUGUGUCAGCAAGAAAUUGAGGGCAUCCACCUCCGAAGACGUUCUUUGGUCCCAUUUCUGCGCCGAAGAGCUUGGCCUCUCUCAGCCCCUUGAUCCUCUCGGCAAUCCAGUCGCUUCUUUCAAGGUAUCUUAUCGAUUAUGGCGUGAAUCGUUUAGUAUGUAUCCUUGGUCACUUGUUAGGCGAGUUCAUAAAUGUUGGGGAAGACUUAGAAACUGGCUGACACUUAACUUUCCAGAGGCUGAAGCUACACUUAGAAAGGGGGCAUCAGAAUCGGAGAUUCAAGAGUUCGAAAGAAUCUUGAAGGUGAAAUUACCUCUCCCUACAAGGAUCCUCUAUCGUUUUUACAAUGGCCAGGAAUUUAAAGAUGAAGAUUACGCAAAUGAUCUCUAUGGUAGUCCAUUGGGCCUCAUAGGUGGUUAUACUUUCUAUAAUCGCUCUGUAAAUGUGUACUUGUUGCCAUUACAUCAAAUAAUUGCACAAACAAUUGAUAACAGAUCUUAUCCUGGUUUCUCUGGAAAAUCAAAGUAUAUCAUUGUGGCUGCUUCCUCCACAUUAAUUCCCAAGUUGUUUUUGCUAAACUGUACCAAUGGUCAACUCUUUGUUGGCACCAAGAAUCUUUCAACUUCUGGAGAAAUGCUUCCUUGUGUGCCAAAGGAAUUGAUCAGGUCGGUGCAUGAUCUUGACGCUGACCAACAGCAGGAUGCCAUGUUGCUGUGGUUAGAGGAGCAUGCUAGCCGCUUGGAAAAAGGAAUCAUUAAACUUCGUGAAGGGAAAAAACCCCGUAGUAAUAGUAUCAAUCAGUUUCCGGAAGAACCUCCCUUAUGUAGUACUGCUGUAACCUCUGGGGUGCAAGUUCGUGCUUCUGCUGUGCUUAUUCCAGAGUUUUCGAACCUUCAAGAUUUUGAGGAAAAAUAUAUAUUUACCUAUUCUAUCCGCAUGUCCCUUCUUCCGGGAGGAUGUAAUGUCAAUGGGAUGACAUUUGAGUCUUGUCAACUGUAUUGGAGACACUGGGUCAUUCAUGCUAAUAACCAAGUAGUGUCUGAUGUUAAUGGUGAAGCUGUAAUUGGAAAGGGGGAGGACGAUGAUUUGUUGGUAUAUUCUAUCACAUCUUCUGCCUCUGACACAUGUUCUGACGAGUCUCCUGUUCCUCCACCUGCCUCAGCCACAACUCCUGACAUGCCUCUUCCUCCUAUUAAAGUGUACUCCAGGCAUCCACCUCUCGUUUCAUGUCCUGCACCUGCUUCUUCGUCAUCAGAUCCGGACCCAAGCGAUGAUCUUCCCAUUACGCUACGUAAAGCUACUCAUCAUUGGCCUUUGCAUCAGCUAGAUAUCAAAAAUGAUUUUCUUCAUGAAGACCUUCAGGAAGAGGUGUAUAUGGAGCAACCUCCUAGGUUUGUUCCUCAGGAGGAGUCAUGGCGAGUCUGCCGUCUUCGAAAAUCUUUAUAUGAUUUGAAGCAAAGUCCCCGUGCUUGGUUUGGUAAAUUUAGUCAGGCUGUUGAGAAAUUUGGUAUGUUGAAAAUUUCACAUGAAGGAUUUGGAGUGCUCAAGUAUUUCUUGGGAGUUGAAGUCACUCGGAGUAAACAAUUUAUUUUUUUAUCUCAAAGAAAGUAUGUACUUGAUUUGUUGACUGAGACGGGAAAAUUGAGAGCAAAACCUUGUAGUACUCCAAUGAAUCCUGUUGUGCACCUUACAAGAGAUGAGGAACCAUUUGAAGAUCCUAAAAAAUAUCGCAGGUUGGUUGGAAAGUUGAAUUUUCUUACUGUGACUCGUCCAGACAUUGCGUUCUCAGUUAGUGUUGUCAGUCAGUUAUGUCAUCUCCAACAAUUCAUCGUUGGGCAGCGUUAGAGCAAAUUUUGUGUUACUUGAAGGGAGCACCAGGACGAGGUAUCGUUUACACGAAUCAUGGGCACACUCAUAUUGAGUGUUUCUCAGAUGCAGAUUGGGCAGGUUCCAAGGUAGACAGAAGAUCCACUUCAGGUUAUUGUGUCUUUGUUGGGGGCAAUUUGGUCUCUUGGAAGAAUAAGAAGCAAAGUGUUGUGUAUAGAUCUAGUGCAGAAUCAGAAUAUAGGGCUAUGGCACAAUCUGUGUGUGAGAUAAUGUGGAUAUAUUUUUUUUUGACUGAAGUAGGAUUUAAGACUUCAUUACCAGCAAAAUUGUGGUGUGAUAACCAAGUUACUCUUCAUAUUGUCUCAAAUCCUGUGUUCCAUGAGCGAACUAAGCAUAUUGAAAUUGAUUGUCAUUUUGUUCGUGAGAAAAUUUAACAAGGCUGGAUCUUCACAGGAUAUGUGAAGAUUGAAGAACAAUUAGGGGAUAUUUUCACAAAGGCUUUGAAUGAGGUGCGGGUUGAUUAUCUUUGUAACAAGCUAGGCAUGAUUAACAUUUAUGCUCUAGCUUGAGGGGGAGUGUUAUAAUAUAUUAGCUGUAAAUUAGCUAUAAAUUAGGAUUAAUUGUAAUUAUCUUAGUUUCCUAAUUUCUCUCCUAGUUUUCUAGUUUAGCCUCUCUA
Humulus lupulus (European hop) is the source of this 2753-nucleotide messenger RNA. RefSeq names its product F-box protein SKIP16. The coding region runs from base 170 to 2095 and encodes 641 amino acids. The transcript is spliced from 6 exons. The record is from RefSeq and is a predicted model, not a curated record. Gene Ontology annotation, molecular function: protein binding. Lineage: Eukaryota; Viridiplantae; Streptophyta; Magnoliopsida; Rosales; Cannabaceae.